Molecule: messenger RNA, 1682 nt
Organism: Elaeis guineensis (African oil palm)
Lineage: Eukaryota; Viridiplantae; Streptophyta; Magnoliopsida; Arecales; Arecaceae
Product: soluble inorganic pyrophosphatase 4
Biological process (GO): phosphate-containing compound metabolic process
Cellular component (GO): cytoplasm
Molecular function (GO): inorganic diphosphate phosphatase activity; magnesium ion binding
Source: RefSeq, a predicted model, not a curated record
UUUUUUAGGGCAGUGGAUCCAUGUCGGAGGUUGGUUUUGAUGCAUUUGAGGGUUUUGAUUCGAGUUUUUGGCAUGGAAGAGGGAUUAUUUUGUUCGAGCUUUGGUUUGAUGCAUCUGGUUUGGGCUUAUAACGAUUUAGAACGAAGAUUUUCUUAUUAGAUCGUGGAUUUUUUGUCAUUUAGGUGUGAUUUAAAAGGCAUUGUCUUAUUAUUUUAUUUUUUUAGAUUUUCUUAUUAGAUCGUGGCUUUCGGUUUCUUAUAGUUUGGAUGGCUUCUUGUGGUACAAGCUGGGACAGCGCUUUUUACAGAGCUUUAUUUGCAUUUGUUCUCUUGGACCGUCAUGGGUCUAAUCUCUCCCUUUUUGUAUUCUAGGAUAUAUUUUGUUUUCUGCUGAUUAUGUAUUCGAAGUUGGUGGGUUAUAUAUUCUCACCUUUACUUUUGCCAGAUUCCAUGCUACCAGUCAUAACGCGGACUUUGCAAAUCUAGAGCUUAUAUUCUGUUUUUUUCAAAAAAAAAAAAAUUAUGAAACGAGUAAGGGAUUUGGUCCAGCUUCGUCAGAAAAACUCACCAUCGAUACAUAUCUCUGAGGUGGAUUUAUCCAGUUAUCUGGUAUUCUGUUUGCUUUAGCCCGAUAAUCUACCAGGGGGAAAAACAGCGGAACAUUAAUAAUAGCUGACUCAUAUUGUGGAUCUCAAGACUUUGCUUGUCAUCAUGCCCCCACCUCUUGAAAUAGCAAACAAGUCUUCUAGCUCGCACAUGUCGCAUCCACCUCUCAAUGAAAGAAUCAUUUCGUCCAUGUCCAGGCGGUCUGUUGCAGCACAUCCUUGGCACGAUCUUGAAAUAGGUCCUGAUGCACCAUCUAUAUUCAACUGUGUGGUGGAAAUAGGUAAGGGAAGUAAGGUGAAAUAUGAACUCGACAAAAAAACUGGGAUGAUAAAGGUUGACCGUGUGCUUUACUCAUCGGUGGUAUACCCCCACAAUUAUGGAUUCAUCCCACGCACUCUUUGUGAGGACAAUGAUCCCAUGGAUGUAUUAAUUAUCAUGCAGGAACCUGUGCUCCCAGGAUGUUUCCUUCGGGCUAAAGCUAUAGGUCUCAUGCCUAUGAUUGAUCAGGGAGAAAAGGAUGACAAAAUAAUUGCAGUGUGCGCGGAUGAUCCUGAAUACAAGCAUUACUCUGAUAUUCAGGAGCUCCCGCCUCAUCGCUUAGCUGAAAUCAGGCGCUUCUUUGAAGACUAUAAGAAAAAUGAAAAUAAGGAAGUUGCAGUGAAUGACUUCCUUCCUGCCACCGCUGCUUAUGAAGCCGUACAACACUCAAUGGACCUCUAUGCAACUUACAUAGUGGAGAGUCUGAGGAGGUAGGAUUCUUCAAGGAUUAUGAUCAAUUGAGCGAUCAUUCUCAGAUGACCUCUUUGAAGCUGCAGUCUCCUUUAUAUGCAAAAAGAUACUACAGCAGAAACUGUUUUGCAUGGUUGUCAUAAUUAGCUGGUAUGAUUGAAAUCUGUAACCCAGAAGAAAUGAAAAGGAAUGAGGAAAGAAAAGCAAGCAUAUGGUCCUUGGAUAUAUGAUAUAAAGAAAAACUUGCGAAUCUUUAUAUGUAUCACUUAAAUAGGAUGUAUUUCGAUGAAUUUGAUUGUGUGGAUGUUCACUGAAUCUUAGUAGCAUAUGAAUGUUGGCAUUCUCUCC